AUGGCUGUCACAGUACAAGAGUGCCUGGAGCUCCAGCUGCUGGAAAUGGAAAUGCUCCUUUCAAUGUUUCCCAAGAAAGGUGAAAUAAAUCUGGAUGAGGAUGCUGUGCCCUGCAUGCAGCGCUACCUGCGGAACCCUGAUGGAGCUCUGCCCCCACAGCUUGAAUGUUCCAUUGCUGUUGAUGUAGGGGAGGCAAAGGUAAAAGUGGAACUGCAGGUAGUGCUGCCUCAUAGGUAUCCUCACAUAGCUCCUCAGCUUUUUGCAAGAUCAGAUGCACUGCACAGACAGCAACAGCUGCAGCUCAACACUGGUCUUGCUUCUUACAUCAGUUCUUUGGGUUCAGGUGAACUGUGUAUCUAUGAAGCUGUGCAAUGGGUGAAGGACAACAGCCUGCCUUACCUGGAGAGCAGUAAGGUGUCUUCUGAAAGUGUUUCAAAAGAAGUUGUAGUUAAAGAAACCUUGCACCGCAUGUGGAUCUACAGCCAUCACAUUUACAGGCAGGAACUGAGGAAAAAGAUUUUUGACUGUGCAAAGAAGUUAAAUCUGACUGGCUUCUGCCUAACAGGGAAACCUGGUGUCAUCUGUGUGGAGGGACACCGAGAAAACUGUGAAGAGUUCUGGCAUGAUAUUAGGUAUCCCAAAUGGAAGCAUAUUUCAUGCAAGCAUGUGGAGAAUAUAGAAACAGAGGGAAGUAUCAAUAAUCUUCGUCUUUUUCAUGGUUUUGAAGACCUACAGUUUCAGGCACAUGGUGAUUAUGGCCUGAGGAAUGACUAUCACAUGGACCUUGGCCAGUUCCUGGAAUUCCUGAAACAACAUCAAAGUGGACAUAUUUUUCAGAUUUUAUUUGGUGUUGAAGGCAAACUUGCAGACAAAUAAAAGAAGCUGUGUAAGGAAAUCCGAUUUUGGACAGCAAGAGGUGAUGUGAACAUUGAAAUAUUGUGCCUUACAGCUCUUGUGAAAAGGGGAAUUGUUUAACAUAUGAGAAGAAUGGUUCAAAUAGUUAAUCUUAGCUGCUGUUCUUACUUGCCACAUAUUUUUGAGAGGUGUUUACUUACUUUCUGAGACCCUAAAAUUUGCAUUUUUUACUGUAAGUCAGGCCUCAGAGCGCUCACAAGGUGGUAGAAAUCCCGGUAUCCUGAAUGACACACUCCUGUCUCCUCAUCUCCAUGUGCUGCUGGUUAUGGAGCUGCAGUGCAGACCUGUAGCGAACUCCUACCUGCCACUGUGGGAUGCCAGAGUAGCUGAAGCCACAGAGUAACAUGUUUCCAAUACAAAAGGAAAUCUCACCACUACAUUAGUGACUGGCUGUGUGCAAUGUCUUCUACUGAAGCAUCUGCUCUCACUUCAUUCCACUAAUCCAUGCAAUGCAAAGGCUUGAGUCCAACCACGGAACCAAGUUUUGUUUUAAAUGAAGGGCAGGGGGGCCAGGAGGCAGAACCCCACAUCACCCAUCCCCUUACAUGCUGUGGGUAAUACAGAAAAAUGAAAAAACUAUUUAUAUUGAAUAAAAAUACAUAUAAUUUUACUAAUGUUUUUUCUGUCUAAUUAGUACUGAGAGACAAUUUUCCAGCACCUUGCGGAAGGAAAUGAUAUUAAUGGCUCAUUAGGCAGUGCUUUCCUACAGGGUAGUGUGCCAAGUUUAGUGAAUCACCAU
Apus apus (common swift) is the source of this 1654-nucleotide messenger RNA. It is a transcript of the gene RWDD2A, whose product is annotated as RWD domain containing 2A. Bases 1 to 876 code for a protein of 291 amino acids. The transcript has 2 exons. Gene Ontology annotation, molecular function: protein binding. The record is from RefSeq and is a predicted model, not a curated record. Lineage: Eukaryota; Metazoa; Chordata; Aves; Apodiformes; Apodidae.